Molecule: messenger RNA, 907 nt
Organism: Ilyonectria robusta
Lineage: Eukaryota; Fungi; Ascomycota; Sordariomycetes; Hypocreales; Nectriaceae
Product: ribonuclease H-like domain-containing protein
Exons: 2
Coding region: 91-738 (215 amino acids)
Cellular component (GO): mitochondrion
Molecular function (GO): nucleic acid binding; 3'-5'-RNA exonuclease activity
Source: RefSeq, a predicted model, not a curated record
CAAGUCUUUCACGUUGCAUACAUUCGCCCAUCCAUACGCUGCACGUACACGCAUUGAGCUGAAGGAAGCCAAGCCACCUGCAUAGAAACCAUGCCUUCAAUCCCAGAGGACCAGGUCGCACAGCCUCAGAGCGCUAGCGAUGGUCCCCUCGUGUGGAUAGACUGUGAGAUGACGGGCCUCAACCCGGACACGGAGGAGAUAAUCGAGAUCUACUGCAUCAUCACCACCGGCAACCUCGAGGUCAUCGACGAAGAGGGCUUCCACGCCAUCAUCCACUUCCCGCAGUCGCGGCUCGACCAGAUGGACGAGUGGUGCAUCAAGACCCACGCCAACUCGGGCCUCACCGCCGCGGUGCUGGCCUCGACCACGACGCCCGAGCAGGCGGCCGAUGCCCUCUACGAAUACAUCACGCGCUUCAUCCCGGAGCGGAAGCGCGGGCUGCUGGCCGGCAACAGCAUCCACGCCGACCGGGGGUUCCUCCGGCGGGAGCCGUACACCCGCGUGACGAAGCACCUGCACCACCGCCUCCUGGACGUCAGCGCAAUCAAGGAGGCGGCCCUGCGGUGGUGCGCCAAGCGCAUCAUCAACAAGGUGCCCAGCAAGAAGGGGAGCCACAAGGCGAGGGACGACAUCCUGGAGAGCAUUGAGGAGGCGAGGUACUAUCGAGAGGCCAUCUUCCGGCCGACGUUUGACGUGGCGCCGGCGGGGAAGAAUAAGAAACAACAAAAAAAAACGUAGCGAUUAGAUAAAAGAAUAGUUAAUAAAAAAGAAACUACUGGUAUGCAAUUGACCGGUUCUUCUUCAGAGCUGGCUCUGAUACCAACUCGUAUGAAUAUGAGUUGUGGUAGGACGGCUGAGAGGCAGAACUCAACAAUUCGCUAGCGGUGUCUCACUUUUUCUCAGGUUA